CACAAUCUGCGACCCACCGCGUGCGCGCGCGCCCUAACAGGUGAGCGCGCGCCCAACCGGCCGCUGUUCUCUGCGCUUGACAGAUGGAGCUAGUUUGAAGAGGACACAGUGCGGCAAGAAUUUUGGAGGAAAACACCAAGAAACACGUGGUUUCAUCAGCAAUGAGAGCUGAACAGACUGAAAAUGGAGAAAUCUCAACGAACCCGCAGAGUAAAAUGCUGAUCAGCCAGCUGAAGGAGAUCACUGGAAUCCAGGACCAACAGAUUCUCUACAAAGCCCUGAAGGCCAGCCAGGGGGACGUUGGACAUGCAGUUGGACUGCUAACGACCCAGCCUGCAGAGGCUCAGGACCCUGCAGCACCACAAGAGUCAGGGAUGUCCAGAGAGACCUGGGAGGGUAAAAAAGCCCUUCCGAAAGAUGAGCUCCAGACCGCAAUAGAACUCAGUCUGCAGGAGUCCCACGAUGCCCAGGAAGAAGAGAGAGAAUUUCACAGGGCUCUGGAGGCCAGCGCAGAGGACAAUGCCGCAAGAAUGAAGAGGAAGAGAUGUGAAGCCCAGAGUGAAAUGUGCAGCCCGGCAGACUGGAUCCGUCAGGAUGAGUGGCCCGUGGGCAUUCGCAAUGUAGGAAACACCUGCUGGUUCAGCGCUGUGAUCCAGUCCCUGUUCCACUUGCCUGUGUUCCGGAGAUUGGUUCUCAAUUACCAUCUUUCCGAGCGAGUACUUGAAAAGUGCAAGAGUCACGCAGACAAGAGAAACAUAGCUUUCAUGCAGGAGCUGCGAUGCCUCUUUGCCCUCAUGGUGGGGUCCACGCGCAGGUUUGUGGACCCUUCGGCUGCAGUCGAGUUACUGCGAGAGGCCUUCAGGACAAGUGAAGCACAACAGGAUGUCAGUGAGUUUUCCCACAAACUGCUUGACUGGUUAGAAGAUGCCUUUCAGCUGGCUGCCAAUGGAAAAAACGCAGAGGACAAGCAACACAAUCCAAUGGUCCAGCUUUUCUAUGGAACUUUUGUGACAGAGAGGAGACAUGAGGGUAAGACACUAUAUAAUAUUGAGCAAUUUGGCCAAUACCCCCUGCAAGUCAAUGGAUUCAACAACCUGGAUGAAUGCCUAGAGGGUGCUAUGGUUGAAAGGGAGAUCGAGUCACUACAUACAGAUCAGACUGGCCCAUCCGGGCGUGAGAGAUGGUUUAAAAAGCUCCCACCUGUCCUGACCUUUGAACUCUCUAGAUUCGAGUUCAACACCCAGCUUGGACGUCCUGAGAAGAUACACAAAAAAUUAGAGUUUCCACAAAUCAUUUACAUGGACAGAUAUCUUCACAAAAACAUUGAACAAACCCAUGAAAGGAGGGGAGAAGUGAAAAAAAUGAAGGAACAACUUGCAGCCCUUCAACAGAAACUUGAGUGUUACAAGAAUUACGGCUCAGGACCUACUAAGUAUCCUCUGGCUGACAUGCUUCAGUUUGUUCUUGAAUUUGCUACCACCAAGCCCACUAGCCUUUCCGCAGCUGAAGACUCCAGACAAGCCACAGCUUCACCAACUCUUGCAAGCCACCCUCUCAGUGAACAAUUCCCCAAAGACAACAGUGAACCUGGCGAUAUGGAUUCAGAGGAGAUGAUUUCCCCUGUUUCGAACUGCCAGCGGACACCCAUUUACAAGCCCUUCACCCAGUGCAGACAACCUGUAGACUACCCACCACACCCAGCUCCUCACAGUGUCACUGAGGAGGAGCUGCAUUUCGUUAAGACCUGCCUACAGCGCUGGAGGACUGAAGUUGAGAACGACAUCAAUGAGCUAAAAGCCAGCAUUGACAAGCUCACUCAGACGCUCAAGGGCAUGUACACAGACAACAGCCUCUGCCAGGUGCCAUACAAACUCCAUGCAGUACUCGUCCAUGAAGGCCAAGCCUCCGCAGGACAUUACUGGGCAUACAUCUAUGAUCAUGUUAACGACCGAUGGAUGAAGUAUAAUGAUGUAAGCAUCACUGAGUCGUCGUGGGAAGAACUGGAAAGAGACUCUUUCGGAGGGAUGACCAAUGCCAGUGCUUACUGCCUGAUGUACAUCGAUGGCAGGCUUCCCACCCUCAUCACAGAAGACACAGAUGAUGAGACAGGCCAGGCGCUGCAUGGCCUGGACUCCCUGCCGCCCGUCCUCAGGCGCUACGUCCAGGAAGACAACCGCUGGUUCCAGCAGGAGCUCAAUGAAUGGGAGGAGCAGUUCUGCCAGACUGCAACCCCACAGGAAGAGUCAGCAGUGUCUGCAGAGCCCCCCGACUCUAGGUUGGAAGAUGGAGAGCAAACACCCGCUGAGUCAGCGACCCAGUCGGAUCCCCCCACCACAGAGCUGGAGCAGGGAGCUGCCUCAGAGCCCCUAUCAGAACCAGGAGAUGAAGAUCCUGUGUCAGAUUGCAGAGAGAAGACAGAAGCAGAAGAGUCAGAGUCAUCACCACCACCUGAGAGCUCUGGCUGCCGGCCAGACAACACCAGUGCUGCAGCAGUCACUGACACCGUGGAACCCAGCCAGAGCUCCAGCUCAGCUGAGAGAGAGCUGCGGAGUCAGAGUCCUGGCUCUGAUGCAGAAUCCAGUGAUAAGGUAACGUCCGAGCUCCACGUGCAGAAGGAUGACAUGGACCCGACAGGCCUGAUUCCUGAAAAUGACAGUGAGCCCGGAGCUCAAAGAGAGGUUCCUCACCAAGAAACAGAGCAGGAGCAUGAGGAGCAGCAGCAGGGGCUCCCAGCAAGACAGCGACAGCCUGAGAAUGAGGUCUCAGAGGUGGAGAUCCCCAAUGUGGGCAGGAUCAUGGUGAGGGCUGAUGCUGAUGGAUACAAUGAAGAGAUGAUGCUCACUCCAGCAAUGCAAGGUGUCAUUCUGGCAAUAGCCAAGGCCAGACAAAUCUUUGACAAAGAAGGCCCAGAGGCUGGUCUCAUUAAGGCUUUCCAUGAAGAGUAUUCCCGCUUGUAUGAGCUCUCCCUGGAGGAGAUCACACCGCAGGAGGAUGCUCGUCUGCAGCAUUCUCUGGUCUACUUCUUCCAGAACAAGGCACCCAAGCGCGUCAUUGAGAGAACGCUGCUGGAGCAGUUUACAGACCGUAACCUCAGCUUUGACGAGAGGGCUAUCAGUAUCAUGAGGGAAGCACGAGCCAAGCUGCGCCUCAUCAAGCCAGAAGACAUGGACAUGGAUGAAUACAUGGGGUGGCAUGAUGACUACACGCAGUUCAGGACAGUGUUUGUCCAUCUGCUCACUGGGUUGGAGCACUAUCAGCAUGGAAAGAUGCGAGAGGCGCUGAACUACUUGACUCAUGCUUAUGAAACCAACAGCACCUUGCUAACAAAGGGAGAGAAAUAUGGUGUCAACAGGUCUCUUAUUGCUGUUUACCGCAGGAAGUGUCUUACUGCUCUGAAUGAGAGGGCAUCGCGCCUGUUUUCCAGCGGUGAGGAGAGCAAGACAGAGGAGGGCGUCGCCAUUAUGGACGAGGCCGUCAUUCCCUGCCUUCACCUCAUGAGUCGGGACUCAGCGUCAUUGCAGGAAGACCGAGACACGAUGGAGAGCAUCCGCAGCCACUGGUGCUGCUGCCUUGGCCAGGACAUGAAUGACUCGUUGCAGGUAAAGCUGGGUGAGUUGCUGCCCAGGGUCCUGGACGGUUCUGCUGAGACAGUAGUGCUUAAGGAGCCACCCAAAGUUCAGGUCAACCAGGCCCACGACCUGUGCAGCCGCCUGGCUGCUAUUAUGGAAUCUAUUCACAGCACCACAGCAGUAAUUGUUAAGUAAAGUCCUUCCUGAAAGCCAGGACGACUUUCCUGAACUGUGCAUCUUCACUGCAAGAAAUGUGGAGGACGUUCUGUUCUGUACUAAUAAGACUGUAGGGUUGAAACAGCAUCUAGUUUAUUAUCUGCUGGUUUUGCAUUGCAUAUGCAUAUAAAAUUGAUGUGCUAGCUUAACUGUGUGAAGAUAACAGAUUAGUUGGGGCGGUCAGCACACAAAGGCCAGCUCAUCUCAGCAGUAUAACAAUGUCAGGGAAUAACUAAACAGAAAGUCCUGAGAACAUUUUAGUUAAAUAUUCAACAUUCUUCUCAAAAGCAUUUAGGUUUGUUUUGCAUCUCCAGAAUAUCACACAAUAAACCAAUAAUCUAAUGCCAUUUUUAAGCUAUAAAAUUUCCUUUUAGGUUAAAAAAAUGAACUAAAGGUGCAUUAUACAUUUAUUUUCAAAUUAAAUUGGCUUAACUGACACCCAAGGCAGAUAUUUGUUGACCAAUUAUCAGCGAGCAUCCAUGUUUUUUUACACUUUUGUGACCCAGUCAGAACUACUGAGCAUAAACAUGACUGGUUCCCAUUUGUAGAGAGACUGUAAAAGUAUAAAAAAUCCAUAAAUAUUUCUUUGUAUAUUUUUACACACACCAGUCAAACAACUUGAAAUUAAUUUGAUUAGAUAAAACAUAAAUACUGACUUCCAGAUAAACAAGUAUUUGACUGACUGGUUACCUGGUUAUAUUCGCAGAUGAACAGGACUGGGCUGUCGUAUGUUGUGUUGUCUAGCUGAGAAGGGUGAAUGCACAAUGAGGCCUUAAUCUUUUCAUAUGCAGGGAUUGGGAGGCACUGAAUUUGUACCACACACUAAGAAGUACUGUUUGUUAGCUUUUUUAAAAAUAUGUGUUUUAUAUUCCUUUUUAUUUUUGCAAAACAGAGUUUGUUCUGAAAAGAAAGGUAUCCACGACACAUGCUAAAACAAAACAAAACGACAAUGUCAUGUGGACCUUUAACAACGCUUGGAGUUCUUCCUUUGCUUUUUGAAUCAUUUUUUAUUUCCUAUGUCAGCCCUUUAAAGUAAAAGACGUGGAAAAAAACACAUUUAGCAUGGUUUCCUUCUUGUGCACCAGAUGACACAAGAAUCAUGACUAAAUCUACUGGAGCAGGAGCUUCAGGGCGCUAGUGUUGAGCAAAUGUAAUUUCUGACUGCUGAUUUCAUCAUGUCUCCUCUUCUACACCACAGCAGCACUCAAUAAAUAUUUGAAAUACUCACCGCA
Menidia menidia (Atlantic silverside) is the source of this 5017-nucleotide messenger RNA. The record is from the annotation of a GenBank genome assembly. NCBI's taxonomy places the organism in Eukaryota, Metazoa, Chordata, Actinopteri, Atheriniformes, Atherinopsidae.